AUGGGAAAAGCAGUGCAAUGGCAGCCAAAAUCCAGUAAACCCGACUCGAAAAAAGACCCUUCAAAGUGGUGUGACUUUCAUGCUGACACCGGUCACACCACCAACGAGUGCGUAGCGCUGAGAAGAGAAGUUGCCUAUUUAUUGAAGAACGGACAUCUCAAAGUCGUCUCCAACUCUCCUUCUCAACUUCCUCCACCUCUUCAUGCCAAAACUGUUAAUUUUAUUGCUGGAGCGAAGAGACAUACUUGGGAGAACGAGGUCGAUAGACCAGCAUUGGUGGUCGCUGCAAAAUAUGUGACUUCCAUAUCCUUCGGCGAAUCUGACGCCGGGGACAUCUCUGACAAACACCAUAACGGAUUAAUGAUAUCCAUCCCCGUCGGGAAUUGGAUGAUCAGACGAGUCCUUGUCGAUAACGGAAGCUCCACCAACGUUAUGAUGUUGGACGCCCUCAAAGAGAUGGGGUUAAACCCAGAAACGGACGUCAUCAAGAAGCCAACAUUUCUGAUAGGAUUCAGUGGCGAAGCAAAAACCACCUUUGGAGAAGUCACUUUGCCCGUCUAUGCCCAAGGGGUGAAUCAAUAG
Molecule: messenger RNA, 582 nt
Organism: Spinacia oleracea (spinach)
Lineage: Eukaryota; Viridiplantae; Streptophyta; Magnoliopsida; Caryophyllales; Amaranthaceae
Exons: 2
Coding region: 1-582 (193 amino acids)
Source: RefSeq, a predicted model, not a curated record